AUGCUGCCGCUGCCGUCCGGGCUGCGCCGCCGCCUGCGGGAGGGGCCGCCCGCCCGGGCCCCCGCCCCGCCGCCCUUCGCCCCGCCGCCGCCCUCGCCGCCCUUGCCGCCCUUCACCUUCGCCCCCCGCCGCCUCCGUCUCGGUCCCCACCACCCGAUCUUCGAGGAUGGGGACGUUCACAGGCACCUCUACCUACAGGGUGUCCUCACCAGCCUCGCGGAGGUGGCGGAGAGACCCAAGGUGUCUGAAUUCAGUUGCCACAUCUCUGGGUGCUGCCAGGUCUUUGAUACACUGGAGGGCUAUGAGCACCACUACAACACGCUGCACAGGAACGUGUGCUCCUUCUGCAAGCGCUCCUUUCCGUCGGGGCAUCUCUUGGAUAUUCACAUCCUGGAGUGGCACGACUCGCUCUUCCGGAUAAUGGCCGAGAAGCAAAACAUGUACAAGUGUUUGGUAGAAGGCUGUGCGGAGAAGUUCAAGAGCAGCAAGGAUAGAAAGGAUCACUUGGUCACUGUUCACCUUUAUCCUGCCGACUUUCGGUUUGAUAGACCGAAGAAAGUGAAAAGUGGCCCCAAGCACGUGAGCUCUCCCAUGAAGCAGGGUGCCAGCAUGCCGAUGGAUGUGAGUGUGGAGAUGUCAGAGCAAUUCCAAGUGGACCCCAUGGAAAUAGGGCCCGGUGAGAACAUGGAGAUCCCUCAGCCUGCAGCCAGCCCCAGCUCCUCGGUGCCAGAGAAACGACUCUAUAAAUCCAGGAUCCCAUCCACAAUUUGCUUUGGUCAAGGUGCCACCCGAGGAUUUAAAGGACCAAGGAAGAAAGUCUGAAGGUCAGCACGCCAUAUCUGUGCAAGAUGAGAAGGUGCUGGCUGCUGCCGCCCACAAACCUUAGCGAUGGCAGUGUGGCCGAGCAGGGAUAUUUGCAGUUGCGUGCAAGGGUCCCGCUCUGUACAGGGAAGGCAGAAGGGCGAAAAUGGUGAUUGUGCAGCAGCAGUUUGGCAUACAUCAAUACCUUGGGAGGUGCUUUGCUACAGUCCCUCCGUGUCUCGGUACCACCUCCCUUUGGCAGCAUUUCAGAGCCAACCCAUGCUUAUGUUUAUCCUUCCUGAGACAACACUCUUGCUUCUGAUCCCCUCUGAAAUCGAACCAUGAAUAAACUUGUCUGCAUCUGU
This is a messenger RNA of Harpia harpyja (harpy eagle), 1166 nucleotides long. It is a transcript of the gene ZNF511, whose product is annotated as zinc finger protein 511. Bases 1 to 822 code for a protein of 273 amino acids. The transcript has 6 exons. The record is from RefSeq and is a predicted model, not a curated record. Lineage: Eukaryota; Metazoa; Chordata; Aves; Accipitriformes; Accipitridae.